AUGGAUACUGUACAUCUCUCAGGCUUGUCAGACAGCGCCACAGCAGCUGCAGGUGCCAAGGUUUAUGGCAACAUGACCCUAAGUGCAGACUGUGGCUUGAUCGACAGCCUGGGUACCAACCUCGCCAUCGACCUCAGGGCGGAGCUGGCCAGUGCCUUCGGGGUCUCCAGUGCUGACAACAUCAACAUCACCAACCUCAGCAGCUGUGAGUCCUCAUCAGUCACUGUAAACUACGUGGUCCGGCUCCCAGCCAAAUCUUCGGAUUCCUCCGUCACCGAUGCCGCUGCUGCCACUGCCAGUAGCCUCAGCUCACACAUCAGCAGCGACUUCACGUCCCAGUGGGGAGCCGUGACCGCAUCACAUCUGGAGGGCAUUAUUGUAACCCCCACCGCUACACAGCAGCAGCAGCAGGAGCAGCCCGAAUCUUCAGCAGCAACUGACUCACAAUUGGAGGCCACAAGCACUACGGCAGCCAAAGGCGGCCACCAGCCCACCACUACCAAGGUGGCGCUCAUUACCACGCUAUCGGGUAUUGCAGGAGUCGCUGUCCUGGUUGCAGUGGUCAUCGUCAGCGUAAAAUUGGCCAGGGCUAGACGCGAGAUGAGGACAGUACCUGUGAUCAGCACACCAUCACCUGCCUGUCGUGCAGCAGCUCCUGCAUGGGUAUAGGCUCUCUUACUCGUCUAUGUGCUCGGACAAUUAUGAAGAUUCACACAUUAGUGCAUAUUACCCGCUGCAUGCAUCACACAGGUUUAGGGUAAACACAAGUGUUUGUGGCGCCAGCAGGGUUAGUAGUAUGUCAUCGUUGCAAUUCUGUAUAGUAUGCUUUAUAGUUGUGUCCAUACACAUACAUGCAGGCCCUGUGGUCACAUUCAACCAACUAUGUAGACGCCUCGUACAUGCAUAUAUGAUGAUAUGUGGGAUAGGGGGGCAUAUCUUCAUUUUUCACCGUGGCCGGUACCUACCGAAACCCUGACCAGUAUUUUUGGGGCACAUUCAAUCACACUCUAGCCGACUAUACAGUGGAUCACUCCUGGUCAGCUCGCAGGUCCUACUUAUCCCAGGUCCACCACCGUCCAUAAUUAGAGGCACUCUCUGUAGUGAGUAGUAGGAUCGAGGUACGAACAAUACUUAGCGGAAACUAUUAUACAGUUUGUAUCGGCUGGUUGGUUCUUGACAACCAAAUGUCCGCCUAGACGGAACUAACCGGAGGAAGGAUACACCCUUGUUGGGGUACGGCUGUACGAUAGUACGGCAGGAGUUGUUCCGCCUAUAUAGGUUACAAGGAAUUGUAAUAAGGAUGUGUUAGUCAUUACCGCCAUUAACGGAAUACUCAUAACAUUCUCCCCCUCUUAAAGUCUGCUCGUCCUCGAUAGACCCACUUCAAUUCCGCCGCCACAUGUAAGAAUAAAGCAGU
This is a messenger RNA of Volvox carteri f. nagariensis, 1417 nucleotides long. RefSeq lists its product as uncharacterized. NCBI's taxonomy places the organism in Eukaryota, Viridiplantae, Chlorophyta, Chlorophyceae, Chlamydomonadales, Volvocaceae. The record is from RefSeq and is a predicted model, not a curated record. The transcript has 5 exons. Bases 1 to 669 code for a protein of 222 amino acids.